GGAAGUGCAGGCCGGAAGCGGCAGUAGCAGAUGAGAUCAUGCAGGAAGAGUCCGAUACUGGUUCAGAAACGAGUUUGGAUCAAAGUUUUCACGUCCUCGUUGGUGUAACCGGAAGUGUCGCGGCUCUGAAACUGCCCGCCCUGGUGUCCGAGCUUCGGCAGCUGUCAGGGGUGGAGGUGAAAGUCGUCACUACAGAACACGCCAAACACUUUUACGACUCUACAGAGGUCCCAGUGAAAAUCUACAGUGACUCAGACGAAUGGGAGCUCUGGACAUGUCGCUCUGACCCUGUGCUUCAUAUUGAGCUGAGGCGCUGGGCUCACCUGUUCGUCAUUGCUCCUUUGGAUGCCAACACUCUUGCAAAAAUCGCAAAUGGAAUUUGUGACAAUCUGCUGACGUGUGUGGUGAGAGCGUGGGACACGAGCCGUCCCCUGCUCUUCUGUCCUGCCAUGAACACCGCCAUGUGGAACCACCCUGUCACUGCGGAGCAUGUGUCCAGACUAGAGGCUUUUGGAUACAGAGAAAUCCCCUGUAUCUCCAAGAAACUGGUGUGUGGAGAUGAAGGUAAAGGAGCCAUGGCGGAGGUGCCCACGAUCGUCUCUGCCAUCAAAGCGUACCUCGUGCCUUCUUCAUGAACCAGAUGAGCCCAAAAACGCAUGACCUAGAGACGAACAGGAGCCUGAACUCACACACUCUCAGUCAACAUUACGACACUGACGCAGAACACAACGCCCCUGGGAUGAGGAAAUUGACUGCUCACUCUGUGACAUCAGCACAAACAGGAUUAAAACUAUAUGAUUUUACUGCCAGCUAAUUAAGGAGAGGAAGCAUUUAGGUUUAUUACUCCUGUGUUAAAUAUUUGCUUUGUCCAAAUAUUUGUCACUGGGUUUGUUAUUAAAAGCUGAACAGUGAAUGUUUUCUACAGCAGAUUAACACAAAAAGGUUUUGAAAAAGUCAACAUUCCCUCAGUAAACAGAAACUUGUUAAACCUGCUCAGUCUUUGGGUCUUUUUAAGCUGCUUGUGUAAAAUUCUUCACAUCUUCUUUGCUAUAAAAAUAUAAAACCCAUGGA
Periophthalmus magnuspinnatus is the source of this 1071-nucleotide messenger RNA. It is a transcript of the gene ppcdc, whose product is annotated as phosphopantothenoylcysteine decarboxylase. Gene Ontology annotation, cellular component: phosphopantothenoylcysteine decarboxylase complex. The transcript has 5 exons. NCBI's taxonomy places the organism in Eukaryota, Metazoa, Chordata, Actinopteri, Gobiiformes, Gobiidae. The record is from RefSeq and is a predicted model, not a curated record. Gene Ontology annotation, molecular function: FMN binding; phosphopantothenoylcysteine decarboxylase activity. The coding region runs from base 39 to 635 and encodes 198 amino acids. Gene Ontology annotation, biological process: coenzyme A biosynthetic process.